UGACAUGGUCCCCACUGAUUGGCUACAUCCGGAUUCUCAGCCCUCCCCCCACAUAUUAACGUCCUGGCUGAAAGGUAACGAUCGAUGGUGUUCGAAAUCAGAGUAGAUAAGAAGUAGAACACUGCCGAGCGAACCGUAAGGUACUGCGCGGUAUACAACGAAUGAUAGUUUUAUGAGGUUUCCUCCAUGGCAAAAGAUAUCGUUCAGCGGUGUUUUGCAGAACAAAGGGGUUAAAUCUUGGGUAUUGUUCCACUUUAUUUUGUAUUUUAUCAGCUUGAUUGGGUACAGACCUACCCAAUGGGAAGAGGCACGAACGAACGAGUCAUUAAUCCCUUGCGAAAUACCCUCCCCAUCUAUCCAUUCCCACAAUCCACGGUAGACAGUCACUGUGGGCGUUCACGGCCGGGAAUCGUUAGGUUCCCAGUGGUUGUGUUGUAGUUAAUUCCUUAUCUCAGGUAAUGUUUCUUUUUCUUUUGUUGUUGGGUAUGUUAAUAUAUGCUAAUGGGGUUGAAAUAAAAGAAAAAUAAAAUUUACCUGAGAUGAAAAAUUAACUACUACAAUUCAACGAAAGUCAGAUCAGAGAAGUGCUGUGAAAGAAAAAGACUAAAAUGUGAUGUGAACCGAGAUAAGAUAAGUAAAUGUGAACCGAAGGCAACACAUUCUCCUCAGUUAUUUAAAGACCUGAGCGUUGGUCCCGUCAGCGAUUAGACCCGGUCAUUUUGCCCCGAAUUGUGUUACCGAACCAGUUGAUUUAAACAUUCGGUGGUUGUCUUUUUGAAACAGAUUUUAGUCGGCGCCACAAGCAGCUCAGUGACUGGGUUCUGAACCCCUAAUAGGACGGGGUCAGCUGACCUCUGUCUGGCUUGGUGGCCUGUCCAAUCCCGGAGCUCUGAUGAUCUCACUCAGGCACGAGAAAGCGGCCAUGGUGGGAUGUUCUGUGGACGAGGUAGGAUUGAAGCAAACUUAUAAAAUAUUGUUAAAAAUUGUAUUUCGUUUAUAAUUUGUGUGCAUACUUUGAUAUGCCGGAAGAUUGAGCUAGCUAAGGGAUAGCUUUGCUUUACUUGAUGUUGCGUCAAGUGGAGGCUUGUUGUCCGAGCGGUAAACACCUCGAUCAGGAGGUCUGAGUUCAAGUUUAACCGUCGAGUUUUUUCCUUAGACCUCACGGAAUGACUAACUGCGAGAAAGUUCGUCAAGGAACAAAGGGAUGUGUGAUAACAAUGAGAUCUUUAAAAUUCAUACGUAUCUCGUCAAAGUCUAUCAAUAGACGGGAAGAAUUGUAAACUGCGCAAAACAAUCAUUUACAGUGAGCUUAAGAAGUGGCUGGCCUGGAUACCUUGUUGGGCCUUGUUAGGCCUAAUUAACGUCGAAUCCUGAGGGAUACUCCAUAUUAUGGUCUAUAUAAGGAGGUUUUGCCCGAAAGCUAAGUGAUCUUCCCAACACUUUCAUGAAAUGAAAUAUCCGUUACCUUGGCUACCCACAGAUUAGGAGUUUAGCGAUUUCUCUCAAUCAAAUAAGAAUCGCGACAAACACUAACUAAAGGUGUUCAGUGGGAUCAACAAGCGUCUGCUGAUACAGGCUAUAGCACAGGGUUAACCAACUCCACGCGAAAAUCGUGAACCCCGUACUUGCUCCCCAUCAAUUCGCUGCAAUUGCUUCUUGCUUCUCCUACAAAUGAUAUUCAGUGUCAGAAAAAAAAUUUGGUUGUCCGAACGCUUACAGUUCAAGGAGUCACACUUCCUCUCCAGGGAUGGUUACCCGCCAGUGUGCUACGUUUCUGUGUACUGUGUGCUUUAUUGCCGUCCGGUUCGCUCAAUUGGAUAAGCGCCGGUCUGCCGAGGGGAAAGAGGGGGGAGGGUGGGAGCGGCUUUAAAUAACUGAAGAGAAAGUGCUGGCUCAGGGUUUGCACAGUCUUGAAAAGUCCUUGAAUUUUCGUCAGCGUGGAAUGUAGGUGCCUGGAAAAUGUUUUUUGAUUCUUUUUGGUUGUCCAAGAUAGAAUAUAAAUCAUAGCUUAGAGAAUUUUAAUUUUAUUUAGGUAAGUCGCCCUAUGUUUUGUGCAAUAAUUAACUAUCAAUUUAAGACAAUUGAACUGCAAAAUGUAGAGAAGUUGGUGAAGCAAGUAGUUCAAGCCUUAAAGUCUUGUUAGAAUAGACUGGGAAUGUGCAUUUUUGUACAAACUGUGAAAUUAUAUUCCUAGUAGGUGGUCCUUGAAGAUCUAAUGUGGCCCUUGAAAAGUCGCCUUUGUAACGACAUAUGCCAACGGUUAGACUUUCUAGUCUACUCGGAUAAGGAUGAUAAACCGUACGCCCCGUCUCGCAACCCUUGCACAUAUAAAUUCUGUGGGACAUUAAAGAACCCACUCACUGUUCGUUGAGAGUAGGAGACGUAGUCUCCGGUGUGGUGGUCUCUCUCUCUCAUGAGAGGAGCGACUGUUACGGGCCCGCAGUUAUUGGCGCUACGCGCUCUUGCGGUGACCCUGCCAAGAGUUGGAGAACCUCAGUAAAUUAGUUCUCCUUUUCGACAAUCUAGGCACGGUGCGUUCCUCGAUACCAACGAUUGAUGCAACUUCGUUUUACUAUUCUAUACGAAUGACUUCAGGUUGAACUCCGCUGUUCUCUGGCAAAAUCGUACUUAUCACGUGAUGAGAAUGUUAGCGAUUCCGAGCAAGGCCUGUUGAUAAGCGGGCUGUAUUUAGAGGGUGCGUCUAUGGAUCUGGGUAAAGAGUACCUUGUGGAACCAACGUGAGUAUAAUGAGCUAAUUACGCAUAUUAGGGAGAUUAAGAGUCACGUUCGAGGCAAACGGUAAACGUCAGAUUCAAGUUGAGAACUCCUCAAAAUAGAAAAAAAUAGAUAAAAGCUGUCCAGAACAAUUCUUGUGGAUAAAACUAGCGUGAGAAUAUUAAUUUUGAGUGGAAGUAACAAAUAGUAAACGACAUCUAAGGGGAAAACUUGGUCACGAGGAACAAAUUCACGUUUGCCGUUUGGGCGUACACGUGAAUUUUACUCUCUCUAUUCUCUUAUUUUGAACCGUUGUUACAGUCGAGCCAGGUCAAGCGUACCCCCCCCCCUCCCCCCAAGAUUUUAUUAAUAAAUUUAUUAUUCUAAAGUUGAAUCAGAUUAUCCCUGCAUUGGUAGUUGUACAUUUCAGGUUCAUCUCUGCAUUCCUUCAUACGUAAUGAGCAUCGACUUCACACGCGAGGUAAUCAUGAAAUUUCUACCUGCUCAGUUUUCUUGAAUUUCGUGUAAAUCUUCAAAGUAGUUUUAUCAAUAUACGAUUUUCUAUAGAUUAAAAUUCAUACAUGGCUCCCAGGCUUGGGGGAGUAAAACAAAAGAAGUCAUCUUGAGGCUCAGCAACUAAUAAUACAUUUCUUCUGUUUCAUUCUCGCAAGCCUCGGAGCCAAGUAUGAAUUUCAAUAUCUCGAAAAUGGUCUAUUCAAAAAGUUUUCAAUCUGGCCGAAUACAGCCUAAGAGUAUCGUAAAAAAUUCACUUCUGAUUGCAUAUGCAGGAAUGCAGAUUUGAAUUUAUGGUGGUUGUGGCAACGACUGUUUCAUUAUUUAAGGCGGAAGGAAAAUGCCCUCACUUCCGGUUGACGUGCGUCGCUCAAAAGCGUCUUUGCUUUAGCUCCCUUAUAUUCUGAUAACAUUCAAAGGCCAUCUCGAAAUAAAACUUCUAAGAGGGUUUUCAAGACUCACAGUCAGGCCAGGUCAAGCGUACCCCCAAUAAAUGAAUCGAUUAUUUGAAAAUGAAAAAAGUCUACUUCCGGUUGACGUGCGUCGCUUCAAGCUCCCUAUGAAUCUUCCCCGUAGGUUGUCGAAAAAUGAUGGCAAGUGAUUAGUUCACUCUUGGCUUUUGUCGUUGGUCAAACUAUAGUCCUUGUGGAUCAAUCGAGGUUUCUGGCAAACAGACCACCUACCCCACCCCUAAGUCAACAUUAGAGGGGUAGGUGGAAUUGAUCCGUUCUUUCUUUCUCUUAAUCAGGUCGGCCUUAUCACAGUUACCAGACCUUUUUGUGUCUGCCGUCAUCCCUGAAGAGGAGGAGCCUAGGCCCGAGGACAGGAACGAGGCAGACGAUUUGGAAGUUUACCGCUGUCCUGUAUUUAUAAAUAGAGUGAGUUUUGAAGUUUUCCUCUAGUUGGUCCUGUACUAGUAUGGGGGCCCCGUUUUCGUUUUUACCUUUUAGUUCUGCGAUUGGUUUCCAAGGCUGUACACUGGGAUAUAAAAUGCGGUAAAACUUUCCUAUUCCUGAUUAGAUGUUUCAUCUCUUUCUGCUUCGCCAAAUCAGGUUAUUUUGAAUGUGUGUGCUGUAAAAAGGCAGCAUGUCUUGUAAAAAUGUUGAGAAAACCAGCUGACGUGAACACAUCCUUAACUUUUAGACUGAUGGAGUAUUCACUUAAACUAUAGAGUGUUACGGUGACGGUAGAUCUGUUAGGGGUUCCUAUGUCCCAGUGGAACAUCCCCACCAACAUUUUCCAGACGUGUCCCUAGUGGCUCUAUCUACCCUGAUAUCUAGACUUAAGGCUCCAAAUCGCUGUUUUGAGCUUGACAGAAGCUGGAUUUUUUUUACUUCCUUUUCUACUAAAUGGACUUCCCUUUUAAUGUUGUUGGUGUACAAGGAAAAAAGUGAUAUGAAGGGCGGCAGUAAUGGGCUCUCGGUUUAAGAUACUUCAAGUUAGAGAUGUGCCGGCCUUUUCCACCGUGGUUCGAAGGGAACUUUUCUGAGGAGUUAUCCCUUUACUGCUGUGUAUAUGCCGUUAAUGGUAGCUCUAGUUGUUUGUGUCUGGUUUAUUAUGUCGUGUGGUUUGAACUGGUGUAGGUGGACGCAGUUUCUUCAGUGUCAAGCUUAACAGUUGGUGAUUGUCAAGUAUGUAAUUAGAACCGAAUCAAAUCGUAUUUGUGAUAUUUUCUUGGUCAUUUCACAGGCUCGACAGUUUUGUUCGUUCACUUUACCGAUGAAAUGUUCCAAGACCGCGGAUCACUGGGCUCUAGCUGGUGUUGCCAUAGUGUUGGAUAUAGGAGACGCGUCCAACUCUUGGAAGCUGGCACCGAGCAAUUUUAAGCAGUGACGUCCAGGCCUUUCAUCUACCCUCUUUGAAACAUUUCUCAAAUUUCUCUGAAAAGGCAUUUAUCAGUGUCUGAUUUUAAAAUAAUUGUGUACAAUAUCGAAACUCUGUGAUGAGUUUAUAGUUCCAUUUAAAAAUUUGUGUAUGUCGCCCUUCACGUUAUUGAACGCUCAUGGAGCCAGUCGCCAUAAGACCCUACGUCUGGCGUAACUACUGUUGUCUGGCGUGAAAAACAGGGUUCGACUGAGCUGCUAACGUUGGUUGUUACGUCCGGCGUUAAGAUUUUACGCAACUAGGACUGACUAACGUCUGUGAAGCUUGAACUGUCAUUCGCCAUCAACAGUCUUACAAGAGACUACUAGACUACUUCCAUACUCAGUAGACGUGCUGUAAAAAUUCUUUAUACUUGAAUUCUAACGCGUUGUAUGUAGUCACGUAAUAUUCUCAUAUGUUUGUUUGACUUUUGUUCGGACUAAGGUGUGUGCCAUGGAGGGCAACAUAAUGUGAGUUUGAGAGAAAAAUUUCCCACUGAGUCUUGCGCUUUUCUUUAAAUUACGUCACAGCAAGAAAGAAUAUAUAUUAUUCUUUCGUUUUCCCUUUCAUAUCUUAAGUUAGCUCGAGUGUCUGAAUAAUAACACAUAAUUUGAACAAGACAGUAAACCCUGAAGAACAUAGUUGUAGUUAAAUGACCUCCUCCUGCAAAUGGCUAAGUGAAAGUUAUCAGUUUUUUCCUUUGCCAGGUUUAUGGCACAAACAAGCACUAAGCCUACAUAAGAGAGUUCAUCCCGUCUUGGUAUAUAAUGCGCCUUUUGCACGGUUUUGCGUGGCUUGUAUGUAGCAGGUAUGAAAGCUUAGCCUGCGU
Messenger RNA from Porites lobata, 5920 nucleotides. The record is from the annotation of a GenBank genome assembly. NCBI's taxonomy places the organism in Eukaryota, Metazoa, Cnidaria, Anthozoa, Scleractinia, Poritidae.